Molecule: messenger RNA, 10806 nt
Organism: Zeugodacus cucurbitae (melon fly)
Lineage: Eukaryota; Metazoa; Arthropoda; Insecta; Diptera; Tephritidae
Gene: Imp
Product: insulin-like growth factor 2 mRNA-binding protein 1
Exons: 7
Coding region: 902-2701 (599 amino acids)
Biological process (GO): regulation of gene expression; nervous system development
Cellular component (GO): cytosol; nucleus; cytoplasm
Molecular function (GO): mRNA 3'-UTR binding
Source: RefSeq, a predicted model, not a curated record
UUGGUCUUUGGACAAAGUCAAAUUCAAGUCAACGUAAAUGUCAAAUGUUCCAAAACGACGCCGAAAUUCCAAUAAAAAAUUUUUCAUAAUUUUUCAAUUUCGCUAAAACUCACAAAAAAAGAAAACAAACAAAAUUUUACAAACAAAUUGAUCAUUGUGACAUUUUUUUGUGCGAAAAAAAAAUUCUAACAAAUUGUAGUGAGAAAUUUGUGCAAAUUUUUCGGACAAUUUUGAGAUAAAAAUAAAAAAAACAACAAAUAUUGUGUGCGAACAUACAAGCAAACAAAAAAAAAUUGUUUUACAAAAAUAACAAAAAAAGUGUAUAAUAAAAAAAAAUUCGAAAUAAAUUGAAAUUUUUUACUGGUUCGACGGAAAGUUACCAACUGCAGUGUCUAAAAACAACAACAACUAGCUCUAAAGGUAAAUGCAUAGCUAAAACAAAAAGCAGCAACAACAAAAACAACAACUUCAAGCGUCGUUGAGCCAGCAAAAGCAAACGCCAGCGUUUUGAGAGCAAUCAAAAGCAGUUAAAGUCGCAGCAGCAACAACAGCAAAAAACAACGAGCAGCAGCAGCAAACCUGUUUUUGGCAAAUUAUUGACAUUUAACAUUGAAUUUGUACAAAAUAAAUAAACAAUUGGAUUAAAAAAAAAUUACAAAAACGAAAAACUAAAUUUCAAAUCAAGCAGUUCAAAAUUAAAUUAAAAAAAAAUUAAAUAUUUUAAAAUUUUAUAUUUUGCAUUUAAAUACUAAAAGUGAAUUUUAGUAUUUGUUGUUUAUACAAAAAGCAAGCCAAAAAAUCUACAAAAGUUAACAUUCCAAAAAAUUUGCGCUAAAGCACAAAAAAAAAUUGUCAGUUUUUAAAUUUUAUAAAUUCAAAAAUAAAUAAGCAACGCAAAAACAUGGCAUCUGAGAUGGAUCAAUUUGCUGACUUGGAAUUGUCAAAGGAAGAUCGCGAACAGAUUUUUGAUCCACCUUUGGAUCGACAACCGUUGGAAGGUGCUGGCACCUCAAGCAUUUCGACGUCGAAAAUUCUUAUUAGCGGCAUACCGCUGCAAACACGUUUCGAAGACAUCGAACCUCUACUGAAGCCAUACGGCAUCGUCAAACAGUGUGAGGCUGUGUCUAGUAAGGACCCCAAUACUCAGACUGUACAUAUAACAUUCGAAAAUCCCGAUCAGGCUCAAAGAGCUGCUGGCGGUUUGAACGGUGUCGAAUUUGAGGGCAACAAAUUGCACGCCGAACCAUUGGAUAAGAAUCAACGUCGCACCAAUCGCAACCAACGCAAUCCAUAUCCCGGUAUGCCAGGUCCCGGACGUCAAGCUGAUUUUCCGCUGCGCAUUCUUGUGCAAAGUGAAAUGGUCGGCGCCAUUAUCGGGCGUCAAGGUAUCACCAUACGCACGAUCACACAACAGAGUCAUGCACGUGUCGAUGUGCAUCGAAAGGAGAAUGUCGGCUCGCUGGAGAAGGCGAUCACCAUUUAUGGUAAUCCCGAAAAUUGCACUAACGCAUGCAAACGCAUUUUGGAGGUGAUGCAACAGGAGGCCAUUUCAACGAAUAAGGGCGACAUAUGCUUGAAAAUUUUAGCCCAUAACAAUUUAAUUGGUCGCAUUAUUGGCAAAAAUGGUAAUACGAUCAAGCGUAUUAUGCAGGAUACGGAUACAAAGAUUACCGUUAGCUCGAUAAACGAUAUCAAUAGCUUCAAUUUGGAACGUAUUAUUACUGUUAAGGGCCUAAUCGAUAAUAUGUCACGCGCCGAAGCGCAAAUUAGUUCAAAACUACGACAAAGCUAUGAGAAUGAUUUACAAGCCAUGGCUCCACAGAGUCUCAUGUUCCCCGGCCUCCAUCCGAUGGCCAUGAUGUCGACACCCGGCAACGGUAUGGUCUUCAAUCCGAGCAUGCCAUAUCAAUCAUGUCCGGGCUUCCCCAUGUCCAAGACACCGGCCAGUGUUGUGCCGCCCGUCUUCCCCAAUGAUAUGCAGGAAACGACAUACCUCUACAUACCGAAUAAUGCGGUAGGCGCAAUUAUCGGCACUAAAGGCUCAUACAUACGCAGCGUAAUGCGUUUCUCGAAUGCCUCGCUUAAGAUCGCACCGAUCGACAAUGAUAAGCCGGCCGAACAGCAAACUGAACGUAAAGUGACGAUUGUCGGCACACCGGAGGGCCAAUGGAAGGCACAAUAUAUGAUUUUCGAGAAGAUGCGGGAAGAGGGUUUCAUGUGCGGCACAGAAGAUGUACGACUAACGGUCGAAAUUAUGGUGGCCAGUUCACAGGUGGGUCGAAUAAUCGGCAAGGGCGGCCAGAAUGUUCGUGACCUGCAACGCGUUACCGGCAGCGUUAUCAAACUACCUGAGCAUGCGGUGGCGCCCGCAUCGGGUGGUGAUGAAGAGACUCCCGUACACAUAAUCGGGCAAUUCUACAGCGUGCAGUCGGCACAGCGUCGCAUACGUGCCAUGAUGAUGUCGACGAAUCCACCGCCGGUGACUAAAAAACAGAAAGCCGCCAAGGAGCAAACCGCCGCCGCCGCCGCUGCAGCAGCUGCUGCCGCCGCCGGCAGUGGGACUCAGCAACUGCAGCAGCAGCAGCAACAACAACAAGUAACACAACAGCAACAACAACAACAUCAACUGCAGCCACAACAACAGCAGCAGCAAUCGCCGCCGCAACAACAACAACAACAGCCACCGGCGUCAAGUCAGUAAGAAAAGUAGUAGAAAAAAAACACAAACAAAAAAUUAAAAAAAUUCGUUUCAAACGUUUUGUUGAAGCCUACUUUUUACAUAUUUUUUUUUAUUUUUAUUAUUAUUAUAAUUUUUUUUAUUAAAUUAAAUGCAGAGAAAUGUGUAUGAUGAGGAUGUAUUUAGGUUUUCUAAUAUACUAUUAACAUAAUUAUUAAAUAUAUAUUUCUUUUUUAAACAACAAUGAUGAUGAUGAUGAGGAUGAUGUUGAUGAUGUAUCAUCAUCGUUGUGGGUGUUAAUCAAUUAUGAUUAUUAUGAGAAUAUAUGCUGAUGACAAAUGCAAAAAAAUAAAAUAAAAAGAAACAAAAUAAUGAUAAUGAUGAGCACAACCCCGAGUAAUAGUAAUGACGAUUAUGAUGACGUCAUAAGCGUAAAGCAAGCGUGGUAAUUUCAAAAUAGAAGACCAGCAGCAGAAAAACAAAACAAACGAAAAAUAAUAAUAAUAUUUUACAAAAAAAAAAAAACAAACUAAAACAAAGUAAUAAUAAUUUACAACAAAAACAAAAUUUGAAGUCGGUUAUAAAAACAAAAUGUAAAUGCUUGCAAAAAAUGCAACAACACUAAAAAAAUAUUGCGCAACCUUAACAGCGAAGAAACAAAAACAAGAAAUACAACAACAACACAUUUGUGCGCUUUUAACGCAAAGCGCAUAAAAAAAACCUAAAUUUGAGCAACAACAAAGUUUUCGGCCAAAUGUCAGUUGAAAUAUCAAAAAAAAAAUAAGCAUAAACAGAAAAUCAAAAACAAAAAACAACUACAAAUUCGUAUUUGCAAUUAAAAAGUAAUAAAAUAAAAUUCAUUAAAAUUCAAACACAAAAAAAUGCUUUGCAGACACUGUAAGGACAGUACAGCACAACAAAAAAAAAAGCAAAAAUGAUGCGCAACAACAACAACAACAACAAAAAUGCAACGUCAACACUGCAUAUGAUAAAUAGUGCAAAAAUAAAUUGGAAUAAAAUAUGAAAUUGCAAGAGAAAUUACAAGAGAGAAGCAAAACAGCUAAAGUCAGUGGGGCAAGUUCAAUGAAAAUAAACAUAAAAAAUUGCAUAAAAGUUAAAACGAAAAAAAACAUCAAGAAAAAUAUAUUUAAAUUACGAAAACGUAAAAUAUUUCAAAAAUUACACAUAAAAAAAGUUAUGUUUACAAAAACAUAUGCAAAAAAAAAAGAAUAAAAUGAAAAUUAAAAUUAAAAAUUAAUAACGACUUUGUAAAACAAAUAAAAAAUUUUGUCAAAAAUUUUUUUUUUUCAAAAACUGCAAAGAAUGCGAACUGAUAAAAAUUGAAAUUCAAAACACUUGAGUAUAAUAAUACCGUUAAAUCAACAGCUUUGGCAAUAAAAUCAGUAACAAAAAUAAAAAACUUAAAAAAUGUCACAGUCAAAUCACAAUAACUGUUUUAAGCUAAAUAACGACAAAAUAUAUACGGUUUCACCAAAUUAAAAAAAAAAAUACAAAAUUUUAUAAAAUUUACAUUGAAAGUGUGAAAUCGCUGGCAGAAAAUAUUAACAAAAAAUAUUACAAAUUAAAUAAUUCAUGCUUAAACAUAUGCAGUGUGCGUUGCAGCAUUAAUUCGCAUAAAAAUAAAUAUAAAUUUUGAACAAUAAAAAAUAUUGGUAAAAUAAAAAAAAUUUUGAACAAUAAAUAAUAUUGGUAAUAUAAAAAAAUAUUUAUGCAAAAUAAACAAUAAAAAAUUUAUAUUUUGGCAAAGCAAGAAAAUAUUGACAUAAAUAUAGUUUGUAGCAAGACUGCUAACAUUUUUUGUGAAAAAUAAAAUCUUGAAAAAUUGCAAAAAAAUUUAAAAAACGUAAAUUGCUUGCGCAAGGGAAUUACACUUUUUCAAAAAUAAUAAAUUAGGAGAACAGUUAAAAUAUGCUAAUAAAACAUGAAGAAGACUUCAUGAAAAGUGCAGGCGCGUGUGACUGAUAUUUUAAUAAAAUAAAUCGAUUUUCACAUAAAAUUAAAAUUUCUAAAAUAAAAAAAUAAAUUUUUAAAAAUUGUAUAUAAAAGAGUAAUAUAUAAUUUUUAUAGUAAUUUUUACAGCAUUUCCAAAAAAAUUAUCAACUAAAUUUGUAUAAAAAAUCGUAUUAAAAAAUGGAUUCCAAAAAAAUUAAAUUUUUAAAAAUUGUAUAUAAAAGAUUAAUAUAUAAUUUUUAAAGCAUUUCCAAAAAAUUAUCAACUAAAUUUAUAUAAAAAAUUGUAUUAAAAAAUAGAUUUCAAAAAACAAAUUUAAAUAUUUUUUUCCAACAAUUUUCACUUUAUUUUCAAAAAAUGCUUAAAUCCUUUUUAACGAUAAAUUUUUUUUUUAGUAUUUUUAAAUCAUUUUCAGAAAAAAAAUUUCAAGUUAAUUUGUAUAAAAAAUGUGUAUUUCAAAAAAUCAAAUUUAAAUACUUUUUUCAAAAAUUUUCAAAACAUUUCCAAAAAAAUUUUAAUAUUCUUCAACCAAUAUUUUUAAAAUCGUCCAAUCGUCAGGCGUUGCCACACUUUUAUUGAAGUCACACUUUAUUUUUUAUUAGCGUAUUCACUGUUUUUUUUUUUUUUUGCAAAAAAAUUAACUUUAAUCCGUCAUAAUUUUGAGAGAUUCGCGUAAAAUCAGCGAACAAAGCGCAAAUGUGUUCCUAAAAGUUUUAGUGGUAUGUGAAAAAAAAAACAAAAUAGCAAAGUUAACAGUAAAUUUGCUGUAACUUAACUACAAGCAUACUACACUAACUCAACCGAAAGUAACUACUUGCAAAACUAGUUCCAUUAAACAUUAAACAAACAAAAAAAAGAGAGUUUCUACAUAUUUAAUUCUUUUUUGUUUGCGUCUAGUGAGAAUUGUUAAUUGCGUUUGCCUUGAAACGGUGCUGAAAUGUUUUUUAAUUUGCAUACAUUUGCAGAUUUGUAUGGAAAAUGUUGUUUAAUAUGCGUAUAAUGAGUUAAAUGAGAUAUAAAGUAAAGAAUGCACUUGAAUUUUAAACUAAUUUUACAUACAUACAUACACAUGUAUAUUGGUUGUUUUUGUUUUUAAUAUAAUUUUUAAUUUUUUUGAAAUUUUUUUUUUUAAUUUUAUUAUUUUUUCAUAAUGCAAUUGACAGUUACAAUAAUAAGCUACGCUAAUUGCUUACCCAAAAAACAGUUGUAGCGCGCUGAAAUGAGAGAGAAAAUAAUAAUAAUUAAUUAAAAAUAUAAUAAAUAGUUUAGCAUAAUAUUCAUUUUUUUGUUACAAUGUUAAAUAUGUUUUCUGCAUUGCCUUAAGCAUUAAUUAUUAUUUUUUUUAUGCACUAUUUCAAUUAGUUUCAGCAUUAUUUACAAUAUACAUAUAUACAUACAUACAUACAUAUAACAUUGACCUAUGCAAAGUAACUGUAAAACAUAGUAAUACACUGUAGCCAAGUGGUAGAGCAAUUAGUGUUUAAAAAGGUGAAAGAAAGUAAGAAAAGCAAAAAAACAAAAUAGCGAAACCACAGAAAAGCACUUAAAAGUCUUUUCACACAGCUGCUAAUUGAUCAAUUAACCGGCCACUGGUCGAUUAAAACGCUGAUUACGAACGAUUUGCUGUUCGUUUAUCGAGUAGCCGGCAGUGCGAAGAGCAAAAACUGCUUUCUCAAUCAAAAUUUUAAUUGAUCAAUUAAUUUGGCUGUGUGAAAAGGCUAUAACACUUAGUAAAUUUAUUAAUGAGCAGCAAACAAUCAAACAAACCAACAAAACAAUCAACUUGCAUGCCAACAAGCCAAUAGUUUAAUAAUAAUAGUAAAGAAAUAAAAAAAUAUUUUUUUUUUACAAUAGCAGAAAUAUUAACGGAUUUUGCAAAGCAAAAAAAAUAAAAAAAAAUAAUAUUUUUUACAGUAAUUUUUUACUAGUAACUACAAUAGUGUGCAGACAAUAGCCCGAGUUAAUGCAAAAUAAACUAUAAUAGUCCCUUAACUACCUACCUAAGCCAAGCUGAAUUUAUUAUCUUUUUUUAUUUUCUUAACUAAAUAUAUAACAAUACAAUACAAUAUACAUACUUACAUACAUACAUAUAUGCAUAAAAAGUUUAUUUAAAAAAUGAAAAAAUGUAUAAUUAAAAAAAAAUGAAUAAAAAAUACCACACAUUUACCAUAUAAACAUACAUAUUUGUACAUACAUAUAUACAUAGCAACAAUUUUACAUACCUUCUCUACAUAAAACCCAUAGCAUAUUAUAUAAAAAAAAAAUAAUAAUACAUAUAUGCAUAAUUAAUAAAAAAAACAAUAGCACACAGCAGCAAAAUAUUAAAAAACAAUUACUUGAAUUUGAAAGAUAUAAUAACAUUUAUAAUAUUUUAAUUAAAAAUAUUUUCUCUUGUUGUACUUGUUUACUACAUAUUAUUAACAUAAAUACGAAAUACAAACAAAAUAAAUCAGCAUAAAUAAUUAAUUACUGUUAUUCAGUGUAGCUAAUGCAUUAACUACUUUUUAAGAAAAAAUAGUUUUGAAUUUUUUUUGCUAUAAAAAUUGAAAAAUUGUUUAACGGUAAUUGAAAACUAAUUGCAUGCGGGGGAUAAUGAUUUGCAAACAAUUGUAAAAAAAAACAACAAAACAAUUGUAUAGAAAUUACAGACUUUUUUGCAGUAAAUAAACAUUAAAAAAAAACAUUUUUUUUGGAACAAAUAAACAUUUUCGGCACAAAAACUUUCAAAAUUUUCAAAGCAAAGAAAAAAUGCGGAAUUUGUGUGCAUUAGUGCGGUGGGUGACUGGCGUGCAUUAGGACUGUGAAAUUAAAAAAAAAUUGAAAUUUAAAAAUCAAAAUUUAAAAAAUGAAUAUUAAAAAAUCGAUAAAUAUCGUUUUUGCACGUAAACUAAAUUAGCUAUUGCAAAAGUUUAAAAGCGCAUUAACAUAAUUGCAUCAAAUAAAAAAUAUAUUUAAAUUUUAUCGAUAAUUUUAGUCGAUAUUUUCAUCGAUUAUUUAAGAAAAAAUCAGUUCAGUAGCGCAUUAACUUAAUUACAGUAAAUAAAAAAUAUAUUUCAAUUUUAUCGAUAAUUUUAAUCGAUUAUUUUAUAAAAUUCCAAGUUUGUAGUAAUUACAGUAAAUAAAAAAUAUAUUACAAUUUUAUCGAUAAUUUUAAUCGAUAUUUUAACGAUUAUAUUUAAAAUUUUCAUUAUUGCAGCAAAUAAAAAAGAUAUUUUACAAAUAACUUUUUUCCAGCAAAUCGAAAGCAUAUUUCAAUGUUAUCGAUAAUUUAUUAUAAAUCAAUCUUUUAUCACUACUUUUAAUCGAUAUUCUACCGAUAAAUUUCAAUCGAUAAUUUAUCAAUUGUUUUUAAAAUUUUCGGAUUUUUUAAAUUUCAAUUUCCCCUACCACAAGCACGCAAAAUUCCGUAAAAAAAAGAAAUCUUUCGGCAAAACGCAUAAACAAAAAUCUCAAAAUUAUCGAUAAAAAAAAAAAAAAAACAAAAAAUAAUUACAGCAAAUUGCAGGCAACAAAAUAUAAUAAUUUUGCUACUAAUGCAAGCGUGUGUUUUCUUAAACUAAAUAUUAGCUUUUAAAUGCAAAUGCUGCAAAAGUGUUGUUGUAAAAGUUAAAAGAAAAAAUGUUAAAAUGUUGCAUGAAAACGAAAACGGAUGAUUGAAUUAACGUAAAUAAUUACCUCAAUAUAAGUGCAUUAUCUUCGUAUUAUAAAGGAAAAGUAAAAGAAAAAAAUUAAUAAAUUAAUAAAAACUUAAAAAUACCAAGAAAACCACAAAAUAAUAAUAAACAAAAUUUAACAAGAACAAAAAAAUUAAUAAAAACAAUUUAAAAUACAGUUUGCAAGAAAAAACAAAUACAAACAAGAAAAAGUAGUAAACAAAUAAUAAAAAAAAACCGUAAUUGAAAUUACAACAAAUAUAUACAGACAUUUGGUGUAUAUAAACAUUACUUGCUAACAAAUAAACCAAAUUGUACGAAAAGAAAAUUGAAAUCUAAACUAAACUAAUAAAUGCAAAUAAAAGCAAAAACAACAACAAACAGCAUUACAACAAAAAAUAAAUAGUUAAAAAACAACCGGAAAUACACAGCAUGACUACAUUAAAGUUAACGCUAAAAGACUAGUAACCGCAUAUUUGUUAGCAAAAAACCGAUAACGGUAAAUAAUUUAUGGACUACAAAUAUAUACAAAAAAAGGUUAUCGAAAACUAACAACAACAACAAUGCGCAUAUCAAUAAAUUUUUAUGUAUGAAAUUUGAAACGAAAAAAUUGCAAACAUACAACAACAACAAAAAAUGGUGUAGAUUACAAACCGCGCAAGUCACAAAUAGCCAGGACAUAGAAAAAAUGAAUAAAUGUGAAAACGAAACAACACAACAAUUUAUGAGAAACAAAAACAAAAAUAAAAUUUAAUAAAAAUGCAAAAUAAAAAUACAAAAUCGAUACAGCAACAAUGCAAAAAAAAAAAAGCGAUGGAACGGCGCUGAAGUGAAGAGCAAUGGCAUAUGAAGAGAGAGGCGCGAGUCUUAUAUGACGAAGCGGUAAAAAUUUGUUAAUACCAAAAUUAAAUUAACGUAACAUUUAUAGAAAUUUAAAAAAAUUUAAGAAAAUUAGAAAAAUAUAAAUUUUACACAUUUUAAAUUACGCAGAUUUUCAAAAUCGCGCUCCUGCUUCUGCGCUCACUUCAAAAAACCGUUCCACUGGCAUUUACACAAGAGAAGACAAUUACCCGCUACUGAACCAAUUCAAUGCAAAUUAAAUAAAUACAAACAAAACAAAUACAACAACAAAAAACAUAAAAAUACAACAACAACAAAAAUCGAAUAUACCAAAAAGCGAAAACAAACAACAAAAUGUUCUAAUACUAAAGAUUUUUAAAUUUUGAAGAAUGUUGUUCGAGGAACCGUAUGUAUUUUCGGCGUGAAGUAAUCAAUAAACUUUUAUUUUUUACUAAUAUAGUAUUGUUUUAUGGUUAGCGCAAACGUAAUAGAGUUGUAGUGAAAUAACAACAACAACAAAACAAACUAACAAAUAAAAGCUACAACAACGCGUAUUGCAUAAUGAGAAUUCGCCAAUUUUGAGGAGAUUCAAAUUGAAUAAAGUGUGUGUGUAUAUAAUAUUUUGUAGGUAUACCUUUUAUAUAUAUAUUUUUAAAAAAUAUAUAUUUAUAAAAUUUACGAUAAAUAUAUAAUAUUUUGUUGAAAUUGUUUUUUUUUCUUCUCUCGCUCAUUAACAAAAACUAAGAAACCAAAAAACGAAAAAAAAAAAAAACAUUUUAAGUAACAUACUAACAUACAUACAUGCUUACAAGAACAAAUGUUGUAUGAGCUGAGUUGAUUUUUGCAUAAAUUGCAACUCUAAACUGUUUAUUAAGCGGAAAAUGUACGGGUAAUAUUUAUAUUGUAGGAUAUAUUUUCUUUAAUAUAUUAUAUAUAUUAAGAAACACAGCAAACAAAAAAUGAAUGAGAGUUCAAAGCCAAAAUGUGUAAAAGCGUGGACAAAGUUUGAACAAAACUACAACAACAACAAAAAUUUCAACCGCAAUGCAACUAAAUUUGAGAAAAAAAAACACAAAAUACAAAAUUAUGAGAAAUAAUAAUAAUUAUUAUUAAAUAAAUGCGCGUAAUGUCAAAGAAAUGUCAAAAAAAGCAGUUAAAUGCAAAACUGUAAAUCGUUUAAACGUCAGCGACAAAGAAAUCUAAAAAAAUAAACAGUUAAAUGCAAAACUCUAAAUCGUUCAAACGUCAACGACAAAGAAAUGUCAAAAUAAACGGUUUUUAUUUAACUGUAAAUCAUUCAAGCGUAAAACAAAUGUCAAAGAAACAGUUUUACUUUAACUGUAAAUCGUUUAAAUGACAAGAACAGGAGCGCGAACCAAACAACAAACAAACCAAACAGUGACAACAAAACACAAAAAUAAAAAAAAUACAUAUUUAUGAUAUGUCCAAACACCGAUUUUGUCCAAACUUUACUGCGACUGCGUUAGCGUUUUGAAACUACAUAUGUGAGGCAAAAAUUUUACAAAUAUUUGCAUUUCGAAAAAGAAAGAUUUUGGAAAAUAUGGCGUAGAUUUCAUAGAAAUCGAAAAGUACAUUUUACAAAACUUAUACGAGUAUACAAACUAACUUUGGGGAACAAAACAAAAAUCCAAAACAAAAAAGAAA